GAACAUGGAGCAGUGCGCUUGUGUGGAGAGGGAACUCGACAAAGUGCUCCAGAAGUUCCUGACUUACGGACAGCACUGCGAGCAGAGCUUGGAGGAGCUGCUGCACUAUGUGAGCCAUCUGCGGGAAGACCUCACCAGCGCAGCCCUGCAGGGCACGCCCCUGUCGGCCACCCUCUCCCUGGUGAUGUCUCAGUGCUGCCGGAAGGUCAAGGACACGGUGCAGAAGCUGGCUUCGGACCACAAGGACAUUCACAGCAGCGUUUCCAGAGUAGGCAAAGCCAUCGACAGGAACUUUGACGCGGAAAUCUGCGGCGUGGUGGCCGACACCGUGUGGGAUUCCCGGGAGAAGCAGCAGCAGAUCCUCCAGCUGGCCAUCGUGGAGCACCUGUAUCAGCAGGGAAUGCUGACCGUGGCGGAGGAGUUGUGCCAGGAGUCGACCCUCAACGUCGACUUGGAUUUCAAGCAGCCUUUCCUGGAGUUGAACCGGAUCCUGGAAGCCUUGCAUGAGCAGGACCUGCGGCCGGCGCUGGACUGGGCCAUCUCGAACAGACAGCGCCUCUUGGAACUCAACAGUUCCCUGGAAUUCAAAUUACAUCGGCUGCACUUCAUCCGGCUCCUGGCUGGCGGGCCCCAGAAGCAGCUAGAAGCCCUGAAUUACGCCCGCCACUUCCAGCCCUUCGCCCGCCUCCACCAGCGCGAGAUCCAGGUGAUGAUGGGCAGCCUGGUGUACCUGCGCCUGGGCAUCGACAAGUCCCCGUACUGCCACCUCCUCGACGCCAGCCACUGGGCAGAGAUCUGCGAGACCUUCAGCCGCGACGCGUGCACCCUGCUUGGGCUGUCGGUGGAGUCCCCCCUCAGCGUCAGCUUUGCCUCGGGCUGCGUGGCGCUGCCCGUGCUGAUGAACAUCAAGGCGGUGAUUGAGCAGAGACAGUGCACCGGUGUCUGGAGCCACAAGGACGAGCUGCCGAUCGAGAUUGAGCUGGGCAUGAAGUGCUGGUACCACUCGGUGUUCGCCUGCCCCAUCCUCCGCCAGCAAACGUCCGACUCCAACCCGCCCAUCAAACUCAUCUGCGGCCACGUCAUCUCGCGCGACGCCCUCAACAAGCUCAUCAAUGGAGGAAAGUUGAAGUGCCCCUACUGCCCCAUGGAACAGAACCCAGCCGACGGCAAACGCAUCAUCUUCUGACCGGCGCUUCUGCCGGCAGCCCCCGCCCCUCCGAGAACUUCCUUCGCGGUCCAGUUUAGGGCGACCCGGCCCAGUCCUGCCACCCGCUCCACCAUCAAAGGGUCGCCCAGGGCUAGCGUGGCGAGUGGAGGGG
Tachyglossus aculeatus (Australian echidna) is the source of this 1319-nucleotide messenger RNA. It is a transcript of the gene RMND5B, whose product is annotated as required for meiotic nuclear division 5 homolog B. Gene Ontology annotation, molecular function: ubiquitin protein ligase activity; protein binding. Gene Ontology annotation, cellular component: cytoplasm; GID complex; nucleus. The coding region runs from base 5 to 1186 and encodes 393 amino acids. Lineage: Eukaryota; Metazoa; Chordata; Mammalia; Monotremata; Tachyglossidae. Gene Ontology annotation, biological process: proteasome-mediated ubiquitin-dependent protein catabolic process. The transcript has 9 exons. The record is from RefSeq and is a predicted model, not a curated record.